This is a messenger RNA of Acipenser ruthenus (sterlet), 3041 nucleotides long. It is a transcript of the gene acsf3, whose product is annotated as acyl-CoA synthetase family member 3. Lineage: Eukaryota; Metazoa; Chordata; Actinopteri; Acipenseriformes; Acipenseridae. The transcript is spliced from 10 exons. The record is from RefSeq and is a predicted model, not a curated record. The coding region runs from base 353 to 2296 and encodes 647 amino acids. Gene Ontology annotation, molecular function: medium-chain fatty acid-CoA ligase activity. Gene Ontology annotation, biological process: fatty acid metabolic process.
GAAAAUUAUGCAUCAAUUUAAAGGGCAAAGGGGACUUUUAAUGUAUUGAAACGAUAUUUUCAAAGAGGCGACUCCGAUUGUCACCUAAUAGUUAUAGCGGUGUUUUUCUAAAUAGCAGCAAACCAUGCAAAGAACAGUUUUUGUAUGUCAAUUUAAACAUAGUUUGCUGUAAGCUUGCUUAAUACGGGGCGAGCGUUAGUUUUUACACCUGACUGUGUGUUAUCCAGACAGGUAGCAGUUUACUUGCAACAGUAAAAUACUUCAUUGCAACAGGGUACAAAUAGCAAAUGUUUCAAGGACAGAAACCAGCCAGUUGACUGAAGACACAGUGUGUACCCUGGCACUGUCUAAAAUGCUUUCAUGCUUCAUAGUACAGACUGUACAUUUUUCUGCGACCCUCCGUGCUCCUCCUCUCAGACUGAGACACUGCAGGCGAUGGCAGGGCGUUGUGAUGAGUCAGCUGGGCAGCAAUGCCAGGAGAUCAUGCCUUCACACAGGGGUGCAGUCCUGGGGGGAACAGAUAGCCCCUGUCUUCACCAGAGCAGCAGGAUUCGGGGACAAGCUUGCGAUCGUGGAUGGUAAUGGGAGGCAUAGCUACCGGGACCUGUACAAGAGCAGCUUAGGUCUGGCUAGGCAGAUUCUGAAGGUGCUGAGCUGUGGGAGCGGAGAUCUCCAAGGAGAACGCAUUUCGUUUUUGUGUCCGAACGAUGCCUCCUAUGUUGUGGCGCAGUGGGCGUCUUGGAUGUGUGGGGGGAUCGCAGUACCCCUCUACAGGAAGCACCCUGCCUCCGAGCUGGAGUACGUCAUCCAGGAUUCGCAGAGCGCCCUGGUUAUUGAAAACAGUGCCUGCUCCAGCACACUGGGGCCCCUGGCUGAUAAACUAGGAGUCCCUUGCCUGCAGCUCCCUUCCACCCUGGGCAGUUUAAAAGCAGAGCAGGGGGACAGGGAGCCAAGUCCAACCAUCACAGAGUGGAAAGGGCGACCAGCCAUGAUAGUCUACACCAGUGGGACCACAGGGAGACCUAAAGGGGUCCUGACCACUCACAACAACAUCCAGGCUAUGAUUCAGUGCCUGGUAUCAGAGUGGGCCUGGACUCGCAAGGAUGUCAUCCUCCACACACUGCCCCUGCACCACGUCCACGGAAUCGUCAACAAGCUGCUCUGCCCGCUCUGGGUGGGCGCCACCUGCCUCAUGCUGCCCGACUUCCAGCCAGACAAGGUGUGGGAGCAGCUCCUGGCCUCUGGCUCCUCCGCAGCUCCUCGUGCCAACGUCUUCAUGGCCGUGCCCACAAUCUACUCCAAGUUGAUCCAGUACUACGAGUGUCACUUCACUCAGCCCCAUGUACAGGACUUUGUGAGGGCCAUCUGCCAAGAGAGAAUCAGGCUCAUGGUGUCGGGUUCCUCCGCCCUGCCCCAGCCUGUCCUGGAGAAGUGGGCACAGAUCACGGGUCACACCCUGCUGGAGAGAUAUGGCAUGACAGAAAUCGGUAUGGCACUGUCCAACCCACUCAGGGGACCCCGAGUACCAGGGUCGGUGGGCGUCCCUUUGCCUGGAGUUGAAGUGUGCAUCACCAUGGAGAAUCCCAGGAAAGACGGCACCUCCUAUACUGUCAUCGCUGAGGGAAACAACAAGGAGACCCGGGUGAGCCCUGGCCUGGCGGAGAAAGAGGGAGAGCUGCUGGUGAGGGGGCCCUCUGUCUUCCAGGAGUAUUGGAACAGACCGAAGGAAACCAGAGAUGCCUUCACUGAAGAUGGCUGGUUUAAAACAGACCUGUCUCCCCCUGCCUGCUGCAGGGGACACUGCAGUCUACAAGAAUGGUGUUUACUGGAUCAUGGGGCGCACCUCUGUGGACAUCAUAAAGAGUGGGGGCUACAAAAUCAGCGCACUGGAGGUAGAGAGAUACCUACUGGCGCACCCUCAUAUUUCAGACGUGGCAGUGAUUGGGGCCCCCGACGCGACCUGGGGUCAGCGAGUGACAGCUGUGGUGGAGCUGAGGCAGGGAAGGAGCCUGUCACUACAGGAGCUGAAGACCUGGGCCCGGGAGCACAUGACGUCCUACACCAUCCCGACAGGGCUCAUCCUUGUGGAGGGGAUGCCAAGGAACCAAAUGGGCAAAGUCAACAAGAAGGAACUGCUCAAACGCUUCUACCCUGGCUAGUGCCAGCGCAUCUGCUGCUGAGGUCACUUCCUGCAGGGAUCCUGACAUUCAAAAUAAGUGUGGGAAGGAGACCAACAGCUCCAUCUAGUGGUUACUGCUGUUCAGAGGGUCAAUUACCGCUUAUUAAACCAGUGUGACAAGGUCAGACCCAGUGUCGUAAUCAUCCCACCACGUUGAACCGAAAAGAAAAUUCAAAGCUCAAACCCAAAACAUUGGAGACUGACAUUAGAAUGAACUAGUAGACAUUUCAGAAAUUCAACUGCAGUUAUAUACUUGAUUUAUUAUUUGUUUAUUUAGCAGACACCUUUAUCCAAGGCGACUUACAGAGACUAGAGUGUGUGAACUAUGCAUCAGCUGCAGAGUCACUUACAAUUACGUCUCACCCACAAGACGGAGCACAAGGAGGUUAAGUGACUUGCUCAGGGUCACACAAGGAGUCAGUGGCUGAGGUGGGAUUUGAACUGGGGACCUCCUGGUUACAACCCCUUUUCUUUAACCACUGGACCACACAGCCACCUUUAUAUCAAAUCAAAUCAUAUCAAGUUUCUAGUGUACCUCAAGUCCUGUAAUGCCUCAGGGAAGGAUGCAGCCCAUAAUAGUGACUGUUGCUGUUAUACCAUGUACCACUGGCAGGGUAAAAAGGUCACACUUAGCCAUGCAUCUGAAAUGACCAGGUGCCAGAUAUUUGAGCAUUCAGGCCUCUGCUAAAUCUACACUGCUGAUUGCACUAAAUACAGUAUGAUUAAGUCUCACCUGUAGGUUCAUGCAGCUGUAGAGGUGGAACUGUUGGAGCCUGACAGCACCAGCUGAAUAGGCCUGAUUUGAGGGACUUUUUGGAUCUGUGGUGUGAGUUUUGGAAAAAAUAAACAAAGAAAAAUCAAA